AUGUAUAUUACGAAGAGAUGUCUUAUUAAUACAAACUUGGUCGAUCACGUGGAUACUACAUGGCCUGAACUAGAUAUUUCACGAGAAGAAACGUCUGUUUCCGGCCACCAGACGCUGUUUCCUGUGAUUUUUCUAAAGACUAAUUGUUGUGUGAUGGAAGGAGCUACAGAUGGAAGGCCUACUCAGUAUGGCCUUGCAUGUAAGGAGCUUCAGGAACUUAUGGAAACCAGAGGUUUUGAGGCCAUUGAAACAAUCAUAGGAAGAUACGGAAGUGUACAGGAAAUUUGUAGGAAGUUGUAUACAUCACCAACAGAGGGUUUAAGUGGUUCAGCAGCAGACCUCGAACAUAGGCGGGAAACCUUUGGUCCCAAUGUCAUCCCACCAAAACCUCCAAAAACAUUCUUACAGCUAGUAUGGGAAGCACUUCAAGAUGUAACCCUCAUUAUUUUACAAGUUGCUGCCUUUAUAUCACUAGGUCUUGCUUUUUACGAACCACCAGCAAAUAUAGAAAAUGAAG
Molecule: messenger RNA, 517 nt
Organism: Limulus polyphemus (Atlantic horseshoe crab)
Lineage: Eukaryota; Metazoa; Arthropoda; Merostomata; Xiphosura; Limulidae
Product: plasma membrane calcium-transporting ATPase 2-like
Exons: 4
Biological process (GO): regulation of cytosolic calcium ion concentration
Cellular component (GO): intracellular membrane-bounded organelle
Molecular function (GO): P-type calcium transporter activity
Source: RefSeq, a predicted model, not a curated record